Molecule: messenger RNA, 2154 nt
Organism: Nicotiana attenuata
Lineage: Eukaryota; Viridiplantae; Streptophyta; Magnoliopsida; Solanales; Solanaceae
Exons: 4
Coding region: 1-2154 (717 amino acids)
Source: RefSeq, a predicted model, not a curated record
AUGGCAAACAACAGUGAGAACGAGUCUGAUAAUGAUGAUGUCCAUGGACAAUUGGUCGAACAAGGUUCGGGAUUGGUUGAAGAAGUAAGAGUGUUGAAGCAACAACUUGCAGAGAUGUACCAAGCCUGGGUGAAUGGACAGGCACCGCCCUCACUACCCAUAGGGCCUUCGGAUAAUCUUCAUAAUAUGCCAGUUGCAAAUCAAGUGCCCAUGUCCAUAACAAGCAACCCAUUGUACCAAUCUGGUUUCAGUCCAAGCAAUAAUCUUCCCGCGAUACCCAGUACCUCCAUUCCACGUCCUCUAGCUGCACCCUUCAGAAAUGAUCCACCUACUGUACCCAUUGUCCCUACUUUCACUGUUUCUCAACCGGCUCUUGCUCAAAAGCUCAACAAUGAUCCACAACUCAAUGAUCACGAUGCCCAACAUUACUCUCCAGAGCUGGCUUUCAAGGUUCCAAAUUCAUACAAGCAUACUCCUCAAAAUUUGUUCCCAAUCGAGAUCGAAAAGCCCGACAAGAAUACGGAACAAGAGGAAAUGACUAGAAAAAUAAAGAGCUUGGAACAAACCAUGAGAAACAUACAGGGCUUGGGAGACCACAAGAGUGUUUCGUUCAAUGAUUUAUGCAUGUUCCCCCAUGUUCAUUUGCCACCCGAUUUCAAGACCCCCAAGUUUGACAAGUAUGAUGGUCACGGUGAUCCUGUGGCCCAUUUGAAGAGGUAUUGUAACCAAUUGAGGGGAGCAGGAGGCAAAAAAGAAUUACUGAUGGCUUAUUUUGGAGAAAGUUUGACAGGAAUUGUUUUAGAGUGGUUCAUUGAUCAAGACGUCUCUCACUGGCACGUUUGGAACGACAUGGCUCAAGAUUUUUUCCAACAAUUUCAGUACAAUAUUGAUAUAGUGCCAGACCGCUCCUCUCUUGUCAACAUAAAGAAGAAACCAACAGAGAGCUUCAGAGAAUAUGCGAUCAAGUGGAGAGAGCAGACUGCUAGGGUCAAACCACCAAUGAAAGAGGCAGAAAUGAUUGACUACUUUCUCCAAGCUCGGGAUCCUAAGUACCUCCAUUACAUGUUGGCCGCCAUUGGUAAACCCUUCGCUGAGGCGAUUAAGAUUGGUGAAAUAGUUGAGAAUGGCAUGAAGUCGGGCAAAAUUGUGAGUCGGGCAGCCCUUAAGGAAACCACACAAGCAAUUCAAGACGGGUCAGGCAGUUUCGGAAAUCGAAAAAAGAAGAAGGAAGGAUCCAUGAUGGCAUCUGGAUUCGGGGGAGUUCAAAGAGAAAUAGUUUCUUCUUAUGUGCAAUUCCAACAAGGACAAUCCGAUUCUCCUCAACAUUAUUAUCCGCCUCAGGGUCCCCAGCCUCCCAAUCGCCAACAAUGGCGGGCACCGAUUCCACAAGGCUCCCGUCAACUCCGGCCAAAUUUUCAGGCGCCAUAUAAUCCUCAUCCCAGACAGGAAUAUGUGAGAAAACAGGAGCCAAAGAAAGAGUUCACCCCAAUUGGAGAAUCGUAUACAAGCCUAUUUCGAAAGUUGAUGCAGUUGAAGUUGAUUGAACCUAUCAUGCCGCGUUAUGUGAAUCAAAAUUCAAAAGGUUUUGACUCAAAUGCAAGAUCAAAGGCAAUUGUGGUGACAAACAAUGAAGAUACUCCUAAUAUCACAAACAAUCCGCUCCCAGCUUAUGAUAACACACAUUUUAUUGGGAUGAUUUGUGAUGAUCGGGAUUAUAAGCAGUCUGGCAAGACAGAGAUAGUUGUUGGAACCAUAGGGAAAGAGCCAAAAGUGAUAGUUCUGAAAAAUACGGUUCUCUAUGUCCCUGGAAGCACAAAAAAGGUUGAGGUUCAAUUGGGCGGGCCAAAACUUUACAUCCCUGGGGGAAUUCAAAAGAUUGUUCCAAAUAAUGGUUUGAGAAAUAUAACAGAGCCAGUUGUGAUCCGACCUGUUGCACAACUCCCAGUGUCAAACACAAAAGCUAUUCCUUGGAAUUAUAACAAGACUGUCAUGACGUACAAAGGAAAAGAAAUAGUGGAAGAAACAGAUGAAAUGGGGGGCUUGACCCGCUCUGGAAGGUGCUACUCACCAGAGGAAUUAAGAAAAGCUAAGCAAGCCAGGGAAAGUCACUUUCCAGUGAAAGAGCCCGUUUCAAAAAAAGAAGGAAUUCCUUAA